AUGGACUCCCAGAACACCAUGAAGACCCGAGUGGAACCGGGUAUAGAACCUGAAGUUGUCAUCAGAUGCACAGAAUCUUGGCAGCUGGAGAUGGAGAGAGAAAAGCGGGAUGAGAUGGAUGACGAGAGGGCGUGGUAUCUCCUGACCAGAGACACAGACUCCUCCUCCGUGGCCUUCUCUCACUUCCGAUUCGACGUCGAGUGCGGAGAGGAGGUGCUAUACUGUUAUGAGGUCCAGUUGGAGAGCAGAGUAAGGAGGAAAGGACUGGGCAAGUUCCUCAUCCAGAUACUACAGCUCAUUGCCAACAGCAUACAGAUGAAGAAGGUAAUGUUAACAGUAUUCAAACACAACCACGGGGCACACCAGUUCUUCAGGGACGCCUUCAGGUUUGAGAUCGAUGACACCUCCCCUAGUAUGUCUGGUUGCUGCGGUGACGACUGCACCUAUGAGAUCCUGUCACGGCGGACCAAACACGCAGAGGCCUCGGGUCACAGCCAUGGGGGAGGGGGGCACUGUGGGGGCUGCUGCCACUGAGGGACAUGCCUACUUCCAGUUCCUGUUUCACCACGUCCUGGUCCGAUGCUCUAAAACCUAUCCCACUUUCCUAAUCAUGUGUCUU
This is a messenger RNA of Oncorhynchus gorbuscha (pink salmon), 619 nucleotides long. RefSeq names its product N-alpha-acetyltransferase 40-like. The transcript is spliced from 5 exons. Bases 1 to 534 code for a protein of 177 amino acids. Lineage: Eukaryota; Metazoa; Chordata; Actinopteri; Salmoniformes; Salmonidae. The record is from RefSeq and is a predicted model, not a curated record. Gene Ontology annotation, molecular function: histone H4 acetyltransferase activity; histone H2A acetyltransferase activity; protein N-terminal-serine acetyltransferase activity. Gene Ontology annotation, cellular component: nucleus.